Molecule: messenger RNA, 1916 nt
Organism: Penicillium brasilianum
Lineage: Eukaryota; Fungi; Ascomycota; Eurotiomycetes; Eurotiales; Aspergillaceae
Source: the annotation of a GenBank genome assembly
CCCCCCCAAACCAACACCAAGAGGUUCAAACCACCAUGCCGCCGUUCGUUCACACUCCUCCCACUAACAAUAGCCAUCCUCGAAAUCGGCUUGACCAGUUCACAUACACAAUCCUCGGCCCCGACGCUAAGGCAUUAGUGUGGAUCAUUUAUUUGGCGGGCCGCCUGAAAUAGGCCAGGCGUGUUCAGAAGGGGUGUUUUCAGCCAGAUCCACAAGUGAUCAGUCAUCGACAACCUCUGCCGAGUGCCACAAGAAAACAACCAGAUCACCUAAUACGGCAGCGCUGAUACUCUGCAGACUUGCAGGAUCUAGACUCUAUAGGCUAUCCAAAUCGUGGAAAAGAUAUGGAAGAAGCGCGCGAGCCUUUUUUUCUCCCUCAUGUCAUGCCCCGCUGCCUAAGGCAGAUGACGCAAUCCCCACCAUCAGGCAGUUCUUCGCAUAGCAUUACCCAGGCCAGCAACCUUGCGUCUGGGUUGUCUGACGUUAUCGUCAUUCUCGAGCGCCCUCGCAUUGUCGAGUCACAUUCCCCCAACCAAAGCUUUGAUGACUUUGUGAAUGGCUGUGACACUUUGCAGGUAGUGGACGAGUUACUCCGCUUUGCUAGUCGAGGGACUCGGAACAUUGGUACCGUUACUGUCAUUAAUGCAUUCUCGUUGCAGCCUGAAAAGAAUGCUGAGGCAGACCUCAAGUGUGAAGGAAUGCUUGCACAGUUUCUGCAGAUUCAACUUCGGGGGAAAACCUUACAGGAUACGGAGCGAACAAAUCCAAAUUGUUGAGGGGCACACCGCUAUCGUGAUACCCUCUUUUCAUCCGUCCCGUGCAGUCAACUACUUGAAGUACAGACUGGAGCUGCGAGUUUUGCUCAUGUAUCACUUCGCCUUGGCCUUCCACUCAUUAGGCGAUAGAACGGCUAUCCCGUGUUGCGCAAAAAGAUUACAGGAUCUAUGCCUCUACAAUGGUGAAAGAAAAGAAGACAAAUGCCCCAUCAGCGACUGGGACCUCGCAUCAUGCAUAUCAGAUAAAGUCAACAAAUCUUAUCUGCAUUGUGGAAAAGACGUCGUGCCACUCUCAAUGGGCGUCUUUGCCGACGAAGAUCUUUCGAACAAAAUCAACAGGGAAUCCGACACCUUCGAUUCCUUGAGUUUCUGGCUUUCCCUCCUUCUCGAAAAGCCGCAGAAAUUUGAACUUUUUGGAAUUGCAUCUGCCAGCUUCCUUUUGAAGAAGGCGAAUACCAAUUUGAACCCCGUCUAUUCGCGAAUCUCCUCCGCGUUGCUUGACCUGGUAACAGAUCAGGAUCAUUGGUUCUUCAAAGCAGAAGACACAGAUGUGGCUGAUCUAGAAGAGAAGUUUUCAGCAGUUUCCCUCCACGUUGACUCCCAAAUAUUCGAUGUCAUCAAUGCAAACCGCAAAGCCUGCGUUUCCGUUGAGAAGACUUUAGGUCUUGUUGAGCGCGGCCAAGUUAUUGAUUUUACCGUUAAAACACCUCCUCACUACGGUGCGGUUGUUUUGCAAGAUGUUCUCCUGGCUAAAUGUCUGGCUAGUUCGCCAAGAAUUACUAUUUCUACAGCGUUGCGCAUGGAAGCACUGUCAAAACGUUGUUCGGCCAUCAAUGAAACGUCGCGGAAGCACAGUGAAGUGGAAGGGCAGCUCCCAGAUACCGAAAUAAUUUUUCACGUCAAACGUUUGUUAGAAUGUCUCAGAAAGUUGAGAAUGGAGCUUGAAGCUAUUCUUGAAUAGAUAGCUUAGGCAAUUUGCAGCGAGGAAGGGGGAAAUAUAUCCGGAAUGGAGCGAGACUGGUCCAGUUCCGAAUCCAUGAGAUUUCCGCCGCUCACUUUCGCAUUGUACUGUAACCUCUUUUUUAUUGAUGUUUUAAAUGUGCUAGCUGCCCAUUUUACACACCGAAACCAACAAACGAC